GGGCUUUGUAGUCCGGCCCAGCUGGGGAGGGGGCGUGGGACUGGGGGGGGGGCAGGAGGGUCUCGGCCCCUCCCUUAUUGUGCUUUCGGGGGAGGUUGUGUGGAGGGGGGGGCAGGAAACCCCUUCUCAAGGAGGGGGGCAAGAGACCCCCCCUUCCCUAGAAGGGAUAGAGACCCCCCCUCCCUAGGAGGGAUAAAGAGACCCCCCCCCCUCCCUAGGAGUGGGGAAGCAGACCCCUCUGGCUGGCCUUUGGUGGUCCCAGAGCCUCAUUAUGGGGAGGGGGUGAGCAGACCUUUGGGAACCUCUGGGUGUUGCUUCUUAUGGGAAAGGGGUGGUUAUAUAAACAAGAGCCCCCUCCUCAUUUUACUCACCUGGAAGGGGAGAGGAGGGGGCCUCCAGGCCUGAAUGGGGAUUGAAUCUGGGGCUCCUGGGCAGCCCCAUUAAUAGGUGUGUAGUAGUUAAGGCACCAGCCUAGUAAACAGGAGACAGCGAAUUCUAGUUCCGCGACAAAAGUCAGCUGGGUGACUUUGGGCUAGCUUAUCCUACCUCGCAGGGUUAUCGUCGUGUUGGAUCCGCAGGGGGGGCUUUCGGAAGUGGGAGAAACAUCUAGUAGAUUUUUUUUUUUUUCUAAAAGUAACCCUUGUCCUGUCUUUGUGGAUGUGGACCUCCGGGCCAAAAGGAGAAGCGGUUGGUUUCCCUUACACAGUCCUGAGCGUCUCCGGCAAUGGCUCUCCCAAAUGAACCAAGAAAAGUGGAUCCCCACCAAGCACCAGCACUUGUGCAGUGAUCAUUUCGCGCCUUCCUGCUUUGAGUACCGGUGGGGAGUUCGCUACCUGAAACCCGAUGCCGUUCCCACCAUCUUCCAGACCUCGGACAGCCCACUGAAGAGGGAGGGUCCUGGCAAACCGCCUGCCAACACCCCUGCCAAGAAGCUGAUUCUCGAGUGCGGUGGAGAGUGGGCCGCCCCCGCUGCAGAAACCCCAGCCUGCCAGGAGCCCGACGCCAUGGAGACCCUCACCAUAGCCAUAGACCCCAGCGUGGGCGCCACCCCGGUCUACGUGGAGACUCAGUCUUCGGCCCCCAACUUGGACUUCCAGGCCCUCUCGGGACCCCUGGUUGGGACGGUGAACCUCCUUCCUCUGGUCCAAAUCGUGGAGCCCCUCAAAGCGGUGACCCUGGCGGUGGCUUCCCCGGCCGUGCCUGGCCAAGCUCCGCAGGAGCCCCUGGAGCAGCAGGUGGUGGAUUUUGUGGCCUCGCUGCCCCCGGCUACCCUGGGAGCCUUGCCCAGCUCUUCCGUAGGGCUGGCCGGGCAGCUGUGCACCGAAGUGGCCUUGCCUUGCGAAGUUUUGGCCGCCGGCGACCAGGCUUCCCUACGGGCCGUGAUAGCCGAGCCGGCCGUGAUGGCUGAACAGGGGGCCCUGGUGAUCGAGAACGUCUCCAUCGAGCCUUUCCUGGCAGGCGGCCCUUCCGUGGCCCUCCCCGUCCUGCAGGAGCCCACCGCCACCACCCAGAUGGUGGCCUACUUUGAGACCAUCCCCACCGCUCCCGCCGCCGCCGCCUCUUCCGGGCUGUCUCCGCCCGAGACAGUGUUGUCCUCGGCCCUCAGCCUGCCCAUCGUCUCCACCCUGCCCAUCGUCUCCAACCAGGCGGCCCCGGAGGCCUCCCUCUCGGCCGAGGAGGCGAAGUUGGAGGAGGGCAGCUCUUCCGGCGACUCUUCGGAGGAGCCCCUGGGGGAGCACCGCUACCACCGGCACGAGGGGACGACGGCCGAGCUGGUGGAGGUGGUGUCGGGGCUGCAGAAGAAGGUGAAGGUGCUCCAGCAGAGGCACCGGAGACACUGCGCCAAGCUGGAGGCCAUGGAGGGCGUGGUGGAGCAGCUGUGGAAGGAAAACCUGGUCUCGGAGGAGAAGCUGAAGGUUCUGGAGAUGGCCUGCCUGCAGUCCAGCACCUUCAUGCCAGAGGCCGGUGGCGCAGUGGCCAUCAUCUGCCAGGACAGAGAUCAAGCGUUGGUCUACGCCAUGCCUCAACUCCCCGGUGAAGUCAGCGAGACCAUCCUCCAGCUGGAAGAACAGUGAGCCGGGACUGAAUUGGGGGGAGGGGGGGUGGCAGCUGAGAACAGGCCUUUCUGCAUCUGGUUGCCACCCCCUCAGCCCUCCCCAGGAAGUGGCCAGAGGCCAGAGCCACCCAAGAAGGCCGGCCCAGCUAAGCAGCACCUCAGCUGCCUCUCCGUGGCCUUAUUCCUUCAGCACCUUACCUUCUGAUUUCUCUCUGGGGGUAUUUGAGAUUAUAAUAUAUAUGAUAUAUAUAUCAUGCACUUUCAGCCCUAAUCCUUCUUGGGGCUCCGAGGCUGCUAAUUUGCCUCAGCCCCGGCUGCUGUGGCCCAGGUGAUGGGAAUUGUAGUGCGAAAGGCAAGACUUCAACCGCUGUUCCUCCUCCCUUGCUUGUAGUUCUCAUCCGCAUUUCCAGAUUAGCAGCCCACGGGUGCCCGCUUCAUUUCCACAUCCUAGAAUCUUGCUCUCUGUCGGUGGUUUAUUUUCUUUUGAAGGGCUUGGAUUCAACAUCUGCAGGGUGAUUUUCCUUCCUGGAGGGGCAGCUAAUACUGGCCUCUCCAGGUUUCCAUGCUGAUUCCAGCUAGAUGGAAGAGGGGAUUCUGUGCUGUUGAUCCUUUCACGCAGAGCUUGCAAUCCAAUGGGUUAUUAUGAUUGUUAUCAUUAUUAUUAAGGGGUUGAAUGGAAGCGGGGAGAGGGGGGCAGGAGGAGCGCAUAGAAAACGGGGCCACAGGCAGCUUUAAAAGGGAAGCCUGGAAAAGAUUUUGAGACGCGGCAACCAUCGACAAUCGGCCUGGUGCAUUUGGAAAUGCGCCUGUGUUUUGCACAUCCCCAAAGCCAGCUGCAGUUGUGCGCGCCUGCCUUCUUCCACCUGGCGCUCUUUAAAGACUAAAUCCCAGAAUCCCCCCCCCCCCCCCCCAGCGAGACAAGAUGGGAGUUUUCUGUGAAUUGUAGUUCAAAGCAACUGGAAGAAACCACCAAGACGGAUUUGAAACUCUCCGUUGACAAGAUUAAGAGCACAUCAACGUCAAUUCAGAGAGCGCCUAGAAUUUGUUCUGCUUUUCCUCCUGGCCAAUUCCUGUAAUUGUCUUGAAGCCCCCAAAAACGUCUUCCCAACUCGCUGCCAAAUAAGAUCCCAAAUGAAUUUUGAUCAUAAAUCCUUUCAUUGCUUAAAAUUUUAAAAAAGCACACACAAUACACCGGUUUCUGGGAUUAUCCUGAGGAUUGGAGGAAAGAUUUCAUCGAAGGUUUUACAAAAGCGUACCCACCUACCUUCCCCAGGUUGGCGCCUUUCACAUACGUUGGGCCUAAAAUUCCCAGCCAAAGGGACUCUGGGAGUUGUAGUCCACCCCAUAACGGAGGCUGCCAGCUCUGGGAAGGCCAGGGUAAAUCUCGAGAGAAUUGAGCAGAGAUCAUCUCUUUACAUGUGCUGUGUGUUUAUAUAGUUCUGUAACUUAAACGAAUAAAGGGAAUUUGUCGGAAAA
Messenger RNA from Thamnophis elegans (Western terrestrial garter snake), 3532 nucleotides. It is a transcript of the gene THAP8, whose product is annotated as THAP domain containing 8. Lineage: Eukaryota; Metazoa; Chordata; Lepidosauria; Squamata; Natricidae. The transcript has 4 exons. Bases 738 to 2075 code for a protein of 445 amino acids. The record is from RefSeq and is a predicted model, not a curated record.